GCACCUGCAGAAGAAGAAAGCAGAUAGAGAGCUUAUUUAGUGAAGCCAUGCUUGGACAAGUCCUCAGGCAACAUCAUGGCUGAUGAGACAUCAGUUAGACAAGGAAGGAGGGAGAUGAGCUGCACUGAGCUCCUGACAUGAUGGGCAGAGGCCCAAAGGGACUGCCCCAUGAAGGACACAGCUGGCAGGGCACAGGGAGCCACCGAGACCCCAACCCUUGGUGAGGCAGAAGUCUGGAGGGCAUAUGUCUGACACAAAUCCAACAAACAGCUGCUGCUGGGUACACAGGGUGGGAGGAGAACGGAAGGAAGGGACAAUAGAGCAAAGAACUAAGGUGUCUGUGACACCACCCAAUCUCACCAGCAACGAGGGAAGCAGGCUGUGCUCCCCACUGCUCCCACAGGAGGGAGGACACGGGCAGGUGACAGGUUAGCUCAGGCAGUGCACACAGUGCCAUGUCAGCCACACGGGCUCUCCUGGUUCUGUUUGUAACACAGCUCUCACUUAUAUUCUUUUCCCAUGGAUUUUGGCUGCUUUAGUCCUGGGAUGCCUUUGCAACGAGCAGCUAUUCAUGCUGUCAAGUUGGGGCCGCGUUGCUGGCCCUUGGAGUGGAAAGGCACAGCAACUGGGCACACCGCUCUCCAAUGAUGAGUACCGCCAGUUCUUCAGGUCCCUUCGGGCCGCCCAUCGUGCCAGCACUGCCUGCCACCUCCGCAUGCUGUAUGGCUGCCAGAACCCCCUGGUCCGGAGACUGGAUGAGUAUGAAAACCAUGGAAUCAUCCCCAAAGGGCCCAUAUGCUCUGAACUGACAGAAACUUCCUUCUUCCCCAACUUCUGCGCCUUUGCUUUUUAUCGCUGCACUACAAAAAGGUAUUUCAUUAAGAGGACUGCAUGCCCAGGAGAGCACAAGGCCAACCUGGGCAGCACACAAACCUUCAACAACAUGGCCCUGAGCAGUGAUGCAGAACUGUCUGCUACCUUCAGCCCCCAGCCCAUUUUUCUCACCUCUCCUGCAACCACCCAGCCAUCCAGCUCCAGCCCUAACAUGGAAGGAGCAGGCAUUUCCAGCUCCUCACCUGAUGGCACGCUACAGCUGAGGAGCAUGCAGCCUUCCGCCUCACAUCCCGCAGAGGUGACAGUCAGCAGCCAGCAGCAGGGACAGCUGCCCACCACUGACAUUGAGGAUCUCCUCCUAAGGCUGCAGGACAGCCAUGUGCAGAGCUUGGUGCACACAAUGAAGCAGCUGCUGGCCAUGGGAAAGGCAGUGAUGGAGGAAGAGCUGCAGGCUGCUGCCCUGAGGCUGCUGGUGGCCCUGAACAACGCAAGUGUGUCUCAGGGGGCAAACAGCACUGAUACACAGCAUGGAAGAAAAACGUGAUCAGCAAAAGGGAUGAGCCACUGUGGCUUAGAGGGG
This is a messenger RNA of Numida meleagris (helmeted guineafowl), 1414 nucleotides long. Its product is annotated as acrosin-binding protein-like. The coding region runs from base 572 to 1378 and encodes 268 amino acids. The transcript is spliced from 5 exons. The record is from RefSeq and is a predicted model, not a curated record. NCBI's taxonomy places the organism in Eukaryota, Metazoa, Chordata, Aves, Galliformes, Numididae. Gene Ontology annotation, cellular component: nucleus; acrosomal vesicle.